Messenger RNA from Xyrauchen texanus (razorback sucker), 1467 nucleotides. RefSeq names its product ribonuclease inhibitor-like. The transcript is spliced from 7 exons. The record is from RefSeq and is a predicted model, not a curated record. Bases 1 to 1206 code for a protein of 401 amino acids. Gene Ontology annotation, molecular function: protein binding. Lineage: Eukaryota; Metazoa; Chordata; Actinopteri; Cypriniformes; Catostomidae.
AUGGGUAAAGGAAGAGCAUGCGGGUCGCCUCCUAUUUUUUUCGAUGCACUGAAUAGUCCUCACUGUACACUGGAAAUACUGAGAUUUGCAGCUUGUAGAUUCACUGGUCAGUGCUGUGAAAGUUUGUCUUCAGUUCUACAAUUGUCAAAAUCCCUGAGAGAGCUGGACCUGAGUAACAAUGACCUGCAGGAUUCAGGAGUGAAGCUGCUCUCUGAUGCACUGAAGAGUCCUCACUGUAUACUGGAAAUACUGAGAUUUGCAGCUUGUAGAUUCACUGGUCAGUGCUGUGAAAGUUUGUCUUCAGUUCUACAUUCAUCAAAAUCACUGAGAGAGCUGGACCUGAGUAACAAUGACCUGCAGGAUUCAGGAGUGAAACUGCUCUCUGAUGCACUGAAGAGUCCUCACUGUACACUGGAAAUACUGAGAUUAUCUGGCUGUAUGGUGACAGAGGAAGGCUGUUGUUCUGUGGCAUCAGCUCUGAGAUCAAAUCUCUCACGCCUGAAAGAGCUGGAUCUGAGCUACAAUCACCCAGGAGAAUCAGGAGUCAGGCUGCUCUCUGAAAGACUCAACGAUCCAAACUGCACACUGGACAAACUUAAUGUGGAUCAUGGAGGAGAGUUCAGGAUUACAGCAGGACCACACAAAUAUGUCUGUGAUCUCACACUGGAUUCAAACACAGCACACACUGAACUCAUUCUGUCUGAGGGGAACAGGAAGGUGACACGUGUGAGAAAGCGUCAGUCAUAUCCUGAUCAUGCAGAGAGAUUUGAUGAUCCUCAGGUUCUGUGUAGAGAGAGUCUGACUGGACGCUGUUACUGGGAGACUCAAUGGAGUGGAGAUGCUGUUAUAUCAGUGUCAUAUAAAGAAAUCAGCAGGAAAGGAGAGAGUCGUGACUGUAUGUUUGGACUCAAUAUAAACUCCUGGAGUCUGUGGUGCUCUAAUAACACAUUCACUGUCUGGCACAAUAAUAACAGUACUGACAUACGUCCCCCUUCACACGACUGUAAGAGAGUAGGAGUGUAUGUGGACUGUCCGGCCGGCACUCUGUCCUUCUACAGCGUCUCUGACACACACACACUCACACACUUACACACACUCAUCACCACAUUCACUCGACCCCUCUAUGCUGGAUUUUAUGUUUGUCCUGAUUCCUCAGUGUGUGUGUGUGAAAUGGAUCAUCAGAGACACACACACACAACUGGAUGAGUGAAAUAUACUCACUGUAUCUCACAUCAACACAACUCCAAACUCUUUCUAGAAAUCAUUUCAUCAAUGAAACUGAUUGAAUUCAAUACAAUGACAGUACUUUGUGUCUCACUGUGAUGUGAUUGAACUUAUUUACUAUCAGAUUCAAUAAUAAAAAUAAUGAUUUGAAAUGAAUAAAUGAGUCUAUAUAUGAACUCUUUAUUAAACACACGGCACAUUCAGAUACUCAUUGUUUUAUUUAUACUAAAUAAACAUUUACAA